Stylophora pistillata is the source of this 1526-nucleotide messenger RNA. RefSeq names its product tauropine dehydrogenase. Gene Ontology annotation, molecular function: oxidoreductase activity. The record is from RefSeq and is a predicted model, not a curated record. Lineage: Eukaryota; Metazoa; Cnidaria; Anthozoa; Scleractinia; Pocilloporidae.
GAGCCAGUCCAUGACGUCAUACUUUGCUAUUGACACAGUGUAGACAUCCCUGCUGAAUGAUCAAUUUUGUCUCCCGAGGUUGCGAAACGAAGUUCUGAGGUCUACUGUUCUACUAACCUACCGGUAUACCGAGGAUUUUUGGUGGAGAUGGGUUCAGAUGCCAUCAAGCUGUUGAUAUGUGGCAGCGGUAAUGGAGCGCACGCAUUUGCCGGCAUAGCGUCCUCUUUGCACGGAACUGAAGUUCGUGUGCUUAGCCUGUAUCAAGAUGAAGCAGAGCGUUGGAACGCCAGCAUGCAGACUAAAGACCUUGAAGUCAUCUUGCAUCGGAAGGGGCAAGAUACAACUUCUGUUACGUCGAAACCUUCAAUGGUAACCAAAAACGCUCAGGAUGCCAUGCAAAAUGUGGAUAUUGUCGUGUUUGUACUCCCAGCGUUUGCCCAUCAGGUCUUCCUGGAUGCCUUAAAACCUUAUAUAAAACCUGGCACAAUACUUGUUGGUAUGCCGGGAGAACCGGGUUUUGAGUUCCAAGUUCGUCACGUGCUGGGCGAGACAGGACGGCAAUGCACUGUAAUGAAUUUUGAAUCUUUACCGUGGGCAUGCCGUAUAACUGAGUUUGGUGCUAAAUGUGAAGUUCUUGGCACCAAGGAAACUCUACUGGGAGCCUUGAAGGAAGGGGAGGGUGUGGCACCCCAGAAGGAUCCGGUAUCAACAUUGCAAUAUCUCCUAGGACCUCUUCCCAAGUUGAUUGUCUCAGGUCACCUUGUGGGUGUUCAGUUAAUGAGUGUUAAUGCCUACUUGCACACUUCAAUAACCUAUGGUCAGUGGGUAGGGUGGGAUGGGAAGCCACUGGCUGAGGCACCUUUGUUCUACAAUGGCUUGACCGAGUCAGCAGCAAAUAUUCUCUCCAGUGUCUCUGAUGAGGUUGUGAGUAUUGCCAAGGCUUUUGGAGAGAAAACAGGAGCAGACAUGUCUAACGUGGAGCACAUUUACUAUUGGUACAUGAGGUGUUAUCCACAAGACAUCGCUGACAAGACCAAUCUUUACACUGCAAUACAAACAAAUGCUGCCUACCAAGGAUUAAAGCAUCCAGUAAAGAUAACUGAGGAUGGAAAAUUCCUUCCAGAUUUCACCCACCGUUACAUGACGGAGGAUAUACCUUUUGGCUUGGUUGUUAUCCGGGGUAUUGCUGAAAUCAUUGGGCUUGAGACACCGAAUAUUGACAGGGUGCUUACUUGGAGUCAGCAGCAAAUGGAGAAGGAAUACCUGAUGGACAAAAAGUUGCAAGGGAAAGAUGUCAGCACUUCCAGGGCACCUCAGAGCUAUGGGUUCACUACUCUUGAAUCCAUCCUGUAAACUUGCUUGUCGAUGUUACCUAAGAUUUCAAUGUCGAGAUUAAUAUAUUUGUCUGUUUCAUUGUUCAAAAGUCAUCUCGAGAAAAGUUUUUCAGGAAAGAUAAGAAAAAAGGUAGUGAGCUGUUUUGAUGUAAAUGACGAUAAAAUUUCCAAUAAAGUUCCAACUAACUCCAG